Fonsecaea nubica is the source of this 726-nucleotide messenger RNA. RefSeq lists its product as hypothetical. NCBI's taxonomy places the organism in Eukaryota, Fungi, Ascomycota, Eurotiomycetes, Chaetothyriales, Herpotrichiellaceae. The record is from RefSeq and is a predicted model, not a curated record. The transcript has a single exon. The coding region runs from base 1 to 726 and encodes 241 amino acids. Gene Ontology annotation, cellular component: EMC complex.
AUGUUGCCGUUAGUGGCCCUCUGCUAUAUUCUCAGCCCUGUGCUCGCCGCAUCGCUCCGUAUUACGGUCACGCCCUCGAAUAUUCUCCCAAACCCCAAUGUCCUGCCAGCUUCGACGCAUGCUGUCUUAACGUCAGGCUCUGGACCGCCGAUCAGGGCUGUCCUGCGAAAGGGCAACUACUUUGAAUUUCCCGAAAUCUCCACUUCUGGGUCACAUCUCCUCGACAUCUACAGUCACGACUACGUCUUCGCACCCUACAGAAUCGAUAUAUCCCCCUCAUCCGACUCCGACGGUACCGUGGUUGCAGGAGCUUGGGAAACAUACCGCGGAACACGAUGGGACGAUCGAGGAGUUGCCCUGGUGGCCGCACCUACAGGGCAAUUGGACAUGUCGGCCAAGAUUCUAUCGAAGAAGAACUUUUACGAACAGCGCCAGGGUUUCAAUCCCUUGAGUCUUUUGAAGAAUCCAAUGAUCCUCAUGGCGGUCGUGGCUCUUGCUUUUACGUUCGGGAUGCCCAAGUUGAUGGAGAACAUGGAUCCCGAAAUGCGCGCCGAGUAUGAAGAGAUGCAGAAAAAGAGUCCCAUGGGUGGUCUGACGCGAGCCAUGCAGGGUGGAGGUGCUGGGUCUGCAGCGGAGAACUUUGACCUCGCUGGCUACCUGGCGGGGUCUGGCAAAAGUACGGGCACUGACCGAAACCCAGACAGUAUCCGCGAAAGAAAGCGAUAG